Molecule: messenger RNA, 1184 nt
Organism: Erpetoichthys calabaricus (reedfish)
Lineage: Eukaryota; Metazoa; Chordata; Cladistia; Polypteriformes; Polypteridae
Gene: uchl1
Product: ubiquitin carboxyl-terminal esterase L1 (ubiquitin thiolesterase)
Exons: 9
Coding region: 93-761 (222 amino acids)
Biological process (GO): protein deubiquitination; ubiquitin-dependent protein catabolic process
Cellular component (GO): cytoplasm
Molecular function (GO): cysteine-type deubiquitinase activity
Source: RefSeq, a predicted model, not a curated record
GAGCGGUGUAGUUUGAUUUGAAGUUGACGAAGCGGUAAAGGUGCAUUUUCCGGCGGAGAAAGAACUUGGAAACACUCCUUGAUAUAAUCACAAUGGCGUGGAAUGCAAUGGAAAUUAACCCAGAGAUGCUGAGCCAAGUGCUAUGUAAAUGGGGCGUCGCCUCCUCUUGGCGCGUGGUCGAUGUGGUUGGCUUCGAUGACGAAGCGCUAUCUGCUGUGCCAAAGCCCUGCUGCGCAGUGAUGCUGCUGCUCCCGCUCACUGAACAGCAUGAGAGUUUCAGAAAAAAGCAGUCUGAGGAAUUGGGUGGGAAGGCAGUACCUGGUGUCUAUUUUCUAAAGCAAACCAUUGUCAACUCUUGUGCAACUGUUGGGCUUCUCCAUGCAGUUGCAAAUAAUCAAGACAACCUUGAAUUUGUGGAAGGAUCUGUAAUAAAGAAGUUCCUUGAUAAAACAUCAGGCAUGUCUCCAGAUGAGGGAGCCAAGCACCUUCAGGAAAAUAAGGAUAUACGUGCUGUCCAUGAUGAAGUGGCAGCUACUGGCCAGUGUCGGGUUGAAGAUGAUAAGCUGAAUUUCCACUUAAUUACUUUUGCCAAAGUUAACAACCAACUGUAUGAGCUAGAUGGAAGAAUGAAUUGUCCAGUUAAUCAAGGAAACACUGAAGAUGGCUCUUUCAUCAAGGAUGUAGCCAAAAUUUGCAAGCAGUUCACAGAACGAGAAAAAGGAGAAGUUCGUUUUUCUGCUGUGGCUUUGAUCAAAUGUUAAUUUUUUUUUUUUAAAUAGCUUAUUGUUCAAAUUCUGAAUUGCAAGGGCUUGUUCUGUUAGUUGAAUAUUUCAACACCUGAGCUUCUACUUACAGCCAGCGUAUGUUCAUAGAAAGGAUUCCCAUUGUUUUCUUGCCAUAUAGCCAUCAUUGGUUUGUAUGGAUGAUGAUUCUACAGUUGAUGGUUGGAGCUGUUUAAGCCUUGAAUGUUAGACUUAAAGACCUGGCAGCAUUAGAGUUCAGCAAAAUGUGUUCUGUUGCAAUUUGCCUUCUCUUUCUGAGCAUCAAUAGCACUUUGUAAAGCACUUUGUACUUGUCUGUAUAGAAGUAUUGUCAACAUGCUUUGCACUGUUUGCAAAUAGUUACUGCUGUAACUUUAGUGCUGAGCUAUUGGGGAAAAUAAACAUUCACCUUUUUGUCUGAAA